Molecule: messenger RNA, 2055 nt
Organism: Paramecium pentaurelia
Lineage: Eukaryota; Ciliophora; Oligohymenophorea; Peniculida; Parameciidae
Source: the annotation of a GenBank genome assembly
AUGAACUAUGAAUGGUUUUAGGAUGAUAAUCAAAUAAAAUUACGCUUUGAAAUCAAAAAUACAAAAAGCGAUAAUCUUGAUAUCUAAGUAGCUGAUGUAGUCGUUAAAGUAAAUGUACUUGACAAGAAAUUUGCUAAAACAAUUGAUUUAUUAGCUCCUGUUAUUGAAGGCAAUAUUAAAUAUGGAGCAGAUGUACUAGAAGUCACUUUAAUCAAAGUAUAACCUGGUAAAUGGCCACAAUUGAGUCCAUCACUUAAUAAAGAGGAAUUGAUUCUAAGAAGAAAGGAUGUAACUUAAACAUAUUAUUCAAGGCAUUUUUAAGAAAAGAUUAAGAAAUCUAAGCUUAAAAGAAAUUAAAAGAAGAUCUUAAACAUUAAUUUGAUUAACAUGCCACUAAAGAAUAGAUUAAGGUAGAUGAUCGUGAAAGAAAUCUUAUUAGAUAAAAGUAAGAAUAAUAAAAAACUGAAGCUAUUUCUGAUCUAUAUAAUCAAAUUGGAUAGGAUUCAAAAUUUAAGUAGAAUGAAUUAGUCUAAUAAGAAGUAACAGAUGAUUAAAUUGAAGAUAAAUUAAAAAAAUAUGAAGAAUUUGAAAAAUAGUAAGAUUAGAAUUAAAAAUAAAAACCAAAACAAUCAUAACCUAUAUCAGAAAAUAAUGAUAUCUUUACUAAUGAAGAUAUUAAAAAAUAAGAGAAACAAGCUAACGGUCCUAUUCCUGAACCUAGAAAAGCAGCUGCAGUUUAAAUGACCUUUACAGAAAAGAUAUAUCCUCAUUUGGCAGCUCGUGAAUAACAUUUUAAAGAUGCUCCUGUUCCUAGAUAAAAGAAUAUUCCAAUCACUGAAUAGAGAGAAAACCCUUUAUUUCUAAAAGAUAAAGCAGAUGAAUUUUUUAGAAAUAAAGAUUAUUAUUCUGCAAUUAAUGCUUAUUCAGCUGCUUUUAAGUAUGAUAAUUAAAUGUUUGCUUGUAUUUCUAAUAGAGCUGCUUGUUAUUUAGCUUUGUUCAAUUUUUAAGAAUGUAUUGAUGAUUGUUAGACGAUUAUUAAGAUGGAGAAAAAAGAUUAAUUAUAUGAUAAAUGUUUAAAAAGAUUGAAAAUAUGUUAAGCAUGGAAAGGUGAUUUGGAUGAAGCAUUAAAUGGAGAUCUACCAGAAGAAGCUAAAUAAAUUAUAUAAAAUAGAAUUGAGUCUAAUAAAUAUAAAAAUUAAGGUGAUGCAUAUAUGACAACAUCUCAAUAUUAAAAAGCAAUAGAAAUGUAUUAAAAAUCUCUAUAGUAUGAUUUUGAAAAUGAAUUAAGUUUAAGUAACAUUGGUUUAGCUUAUAUGAAAUUAAAUUAAACAGAUAAAGCAUUGGAAAGUAUUGAGAAAGCAAUUUAAAAAGUUAAACCAUUUUUAUAGUAUGUUAAUUUGAAUCCUAAUAUUGGAAGAUAAAGUUCAUUUGCUGGUAAUGAAUUCCUACUAAAAAAUUUAAUGAAGAAAUCUAAUUGUUUAUUUGAAUUAAAUUAAGAAUAGGAUGCUUUAAAUAGUGUUAAAUAAGCUUUGAUUAUAGAUGAAACAAAUGCAGAAGCUAGAAGUAUCAUGAAUAAGAUCUAGGAUAAAUUAAUUAAAUAAGAUGUACUUAAAUUAAAAGAAAUUGCAACAGAGAGAUUAAAAUAAUAAUAAUAUUCUGAUUCAUUAGAAUUAUAUAAUCAAUGUUUAAAGAAAUUAAGUCCUUAAGAGGAUUUAAUGGAUUUCUUAGCAGUAUUAUUAAAUAGAUGUAUUUGUUGUUUUUUUUUAAAUUAAUUUGAUGAAAUAGUAGGUUCAUGUACUAGAGGAAUUAAAAUAAUAUAGAUUUAACAGAAUAAGUAUUAUAUUAAAAUAUAUAUUUAGAAUUCUAUCUUUUGAAAAGAUUACUAAAGAAUAGAAAGACAAAUUAUAAGACUUUUUAGUAAGAUUUUAUGUUCGUAGAUCAAAUGCAUAUGUAAAAUAAAAUUAAAUUUAUCAUGCUAAAUGUGAUUUACAAGAGGCUUUGAAAUUAGAUCCUUAAAAUGAAUAAAUAAAAAAAGAUUUAGAAAAAUUGAAGUGA